Molecule: messenger RNA, 1599 nt
Organism: Quercus lobata
Lineage: Eukaryota; Viridiplantae; Streptophyta; Magnoliopsida; Fagales; Fagaceae
Exons: 5
Coding region: 1-1599 (532 amino acids)
Source: RefSeq, a predicted model, not a curated record
AUGGAUCCUAUUCCACCAAUUGACAAGGUGUACUCCUUAUUAAUUCAAGAGGAAAGGCAAAGAUCAGUUGGACAAGGCAGCAACAAUGACCCUUUUGUUGAAUCCACAACUCUUGCAGCAAAAUCAGUGACUCUUGAACCCAAGAAUUCCAAGAAAGGAAAUGAGAGGCCUACUUGCAGCCAUUGUGGAUUACUUGGUCACACUGAUGAGAAAUGUUACAAAAUACAUGGAUAUCCUCUUGGAUACAAGACUAAGUCAAGGGCCAAUCAAAAUCUGCUUGCUAUGAUUGGAGGCAAUGAUGCUCAGAAUAGUGCCAUUGCUAUGGCCAACAAUGUCUCUUUCAAUCAAGCUUCAACAUCUCAAUCCACUCCAUUGGCAAGUAAUCUCAAGCAUUCCAUAUUCUCUAUUAAACUUGUAAAUAGAACUGCUUUUGGUAAUGAUACAUGGGUAAUGGACACAGGAGCAAGUGAUCAUAUUAUAUGUUACAUGUCUCUUUUUCAAUCUUAUACCACUGUUUUCCACUGUGUUGUUGAAUUGUCUAAUGGUGAAUUAACACAUGUCACCCACAUUGGAUCAAUUAAACUCUCAGCUUCUCUAAUUCUUGAACAUGUUCUUUGUGUUCCAUCAUUCUCUUUCAACCUUUUAUCCAAAUCAACCUUUGGGACUGCACCUUCUCUGUCUGCCUACCUUUCCACCAACAAGGCUUUCAAGUCAGCUUUUUCAACUUCUGCUUUGGAUAAAGAUAUGUCAACCAUAUGGCAUUUUAGAUUAGGACACCCUUCUUUCAAUAAACUGUUACCUUUAAGGGAUGUAUUACCAUCUUUCAUUGAUAAAUUAUCUAAUUCACCUCCUUUAUCUCUUCCUUUAUCUAGUGCUACUGAUCUUGUUGCUGAGUCUUCCUCUUGUCCAAUCUCCAUUCCACUUACUACUAUUUCUGAUGCGCAUAUUUCUGCAAAAACACUUUUUGCUGAGCAUGUUUCUUCUUCUACACCUUCUGCAGAAACACUUUUUGUUGUUCCUUCUUCUACCACCACUUCCCUUGACCCUAACACAUCCAUUUUAAUUGGUUCUAUGCCAAUUCCUUUAGAUUCAACUUUCACUGUUCCAUCUGUUCCUCCAUCUCAAUCAAGUCCUACCCCUAUUGUCCUCUCUGAUCCAAUCAUUCCUACUGUGCCUCUUCAAAAAUCCACUAGAGUUAGUCAUACACCUACUUAUUUGCAGGCAUAUCAAUCCAACAAGAUUUUGCAAUACCUCAAGGCAACUCCAGGACAAGGUUUGUUCUUCUUAAGAAAAUCAAAGCUGCACCUAAAGGCCUUUGCAGAUGCAAAUUGGGCUUCCUACCCUAACACUGGAAGAUUAGUAAUUGGCUUUUGUGGUUUCAUUGGAGAUUCUCUAAUUUCAUGGAAAUCCAAGAAGCAACAAACUAUGUCUCAAUCCUCAGCAGAAGCAGAGUACUGGUCUAUGGCAGUAGCAUUUUGUGAAAUUAUUUGGCUUCUUUAUCUACUUAGUGACAUUCAAGUGAAGCAUCCUCAAGCAACCAUUCUGUUUUGUGAUAGUCAAGUAGAACUCCACAUAGCUACUAAUCUUGUUUUUCCAUGA